Onychostoma macrolepis is the source of this 1178-nucleotide messenger RNA. RefSeq names its product stress-associated endoplasmic reticulum protein family member 2 (gene serp2). The transcript is spliced from 3 exons. The record is from RefSeq and is a predicted model, not a curated record. Gene Ontology annotation, biological process: endoplasmic reticulum unfolded protein response. NCBI's taxonomy places the organism in Eukaryota, Metazoa, Chordata, Actinopteri, Cypriniformes, Cyprinidae. Gene Ontology annotation, cellular component: endoplasmic reticulum. The coding region runs from base 188 to 385 and encodes 65 amino acids.
GCAGAGCUAAAUAGGGAGCGCGUCCCUCUAGACGUUAUUAGGCUACAUGGAGGCGCACUUCCGUCCCGCAUAACUCGGUUUAGGGGAGCAGGUGCAGGGAAGGGGACUGAAGCGUCACCUCAUAUAAAGCAAUACUAUAUUUGAUUUACAGUAGCGUUUAUUUUAUACCUAUACGCUGGGUCGGAAGAUGGUAGCAAAACAAAGAAUCCGUAUGGCAAACGAGAAGCACAGCAAAAACAUCACUCAGAGGGGGAACGUGGCGAAGACCCUGCGACCACAGGAGGAGAAAUACCCGGUGGGGCCAUGGCUUUUGGCACUCUUUGUAUUUGUUGUUUGCGGAUCAGCCAUCUUUCAGAUAAUUCAAAGUAUCCGAAUGGGAAUGUGAGUCCCAGCGUUCCUCACGUUCCCUGUCCUACCUCUGGAUGAGAUUUUUGGGUGACUGGAUACAAUCUGAAGGAAGACUGAUAGGUGGAAUCCUGUUUGUGGGUCAGAGGCUUGUAUGCUGAGCUGGAUCUAGUGUACAAUACUACAUGACAUUGUCACACAUGUUUACAGUGUCCCUGGAUGAAGGGCGCACAUGCUUUUCUACAAAACCAUCGUUGUUGUCGACACAUCUUAUCAUUUUUGUCAUAUUUAUUUGUGAUUGAUGAUUACCAUGAUCUAUUUCUCUAUUUAACCGUGUUUGCGUGAGCCUUUUUCAAAUAAACGUCAAACACAUUUGGGUAAUGACUCAUAUGCGUUUUGCAUAAGUUUUUGUUCUUUUUUUUUCUUUUUCUUUUUUAAUUUGAACUUUCAUGAAUGCUACAGAUGUAAAAAUGUACAUUUGUUGUGUAAAAUUAGCAGACAGAGCACUAACUGUAUAGACAACCCUACUGGAGAUAACAAUCAGAGAUCGUUAUGAAAUUUAUGGGUCAUCUGGAGUUUUCUAGCUUUGUAGUCUAUAAGAAAACAUGGAGAGAGUAAAGAAAGCAGUUACUUUAAAAAUCUAAAUAUUGAUUGAAUUUAGAGUCAUAAUAAGGGACUUAUUUAGAUUCUUAUCCAUAUAUAGCCAUUAUGCAUUGCACAGUUUAAGAUUGUAUUACGAACAGUACUAUGAUGACCAACAAAAUAAUCCAAUUUGAUUAACUUUUCAUAGUAAUGCUGUCAAAAUGGGCAUGAAGUGAAAAUUAAGCCCAUUU